AUGAAGGUCUCAAUGGUCAUUCUCGCUACUCUUGCCGCCAUGGUCAUGGCUGCUCCAUCCCCAGCCCCACACCCAGAGACUGAUCUCGACCUCCUCAAUGAUCUUGUCAAGCGCCAGAGCUUCGGAUGCGGCUCAUGCAACAAGCGCAAGAAGUUGUGCUGGAGCUGCAACUCUGGUGGAUGCAGCUACACCACAGUCAAGUGCUAG
Orbilia oligospora ATCC 24927 is the source of this 207-nucleotide messenger RNA. RefSeq lists its product as uncharacterized. The transcript has a single exon. NCBI's taxonomy places the organism in Eukaryota, Fungi, Ascomycota, Orbiliomycetes, Orbiliales, Orbiliaceae. The record is from RefSeq and is a predicted model, not a curated record. Bases 1 to 207 code for a protein of 68 amino acids.